Molecule: messenger RNA, 2385 nt
Organism: Cebus imitator (Panamanian white-faced capuchin)
Lineage: Eukaryota; Metazoa; Chordata; Mammalia; Primates; Cebidae
Gene: DDX52
Product: DExD-box helicase 52
Exons: 15
Coding region: 44-1843 (599 amino acids)
Biological process (GO): maturation of SSU-rRNA
Molecular function (GO): ATP binding; RNA helicase activity; nucleic acid binding
Source: RefSeq, a predicted model, not a curated record
GUCUGCGCAGGCGCCGCAGAACCGCGGAGCUUUCUGGGUAAAGAUGGAUGCCCACGAUCUCUUCCGCCGGCUCGGCGCUGGGGCCAAAUUCGACGUGAGACGCUUCUCGGCAGACGCAGCCCGAUUCCAGAUAGGAAAAAGGAAAUAUGACUUCGACUCUUCGGAGGUGCUGCAAGGACUGGACUUUUUUGGAAACAAGAAGUCUGUCCCAGGUGUGUGUGGAGCAUCACAAGCACAUCAGAAGCCCCAAAAUGAAGAGGUAAAAAAAGAGAGCCUAACUGAAAGGAAGAGGGAGCAAAGCAAGAAAAAAAGGAAGACAAUGACUUCAGAAAUUACUUCCCAAGACGAAGUUGCUACUAUACAGUGGAUAUCAUCUGUAGAAGCAAAGAUUGAAGACAAAAAAGUUCAAAGAGAAAAUAAACUAACUUCAGGAAAGUUGGAGCAUCUCAGAAAGGAAAAGAUAAACUUCUUGCGGAAUAAACACAAAAUUCAUGUCCAAGGAACCGAUCUUCCUGACCCAAUUGCUACAUUUCAGCAACUUGACCAGGAAUAUAAAAUCAAUUCUCGACUACUUCAGAACAUUCUAGAUGCAGGUUUCCAAAUGCCUACACCAAUCCAAAUGCAAGCCAUCCCAGUUAUGCUGCAUGGUCGGGAACUUCUGGCUUCUGCUCCAACUGGAUCUGGAAAAACACUAGCUUUUAGCAUUCCUAUUUUAAUGCAGCUGAAACAGCCAGCAAAUAAAGGCUUCAGAGCCCUGAUUAUAUCACCAACACGAGAACUUGCCAGCCAGAUUCACAGAGAGUUAAUAAAAAUUUCUGACGGAACAGGAUUCAGGAUACACAUGAUUCACAAAGCAGCAGUGGCAGCCAAGAAAUUUGGACCUAAAUCAUCUAAGAAGUUUGAUAUUCUUGUGACUACUCCAAAUCGACUAAUCUAUUUAUUAAAGCAAGAUCCCCCAGGAAUCGACCUAACAAGUGUUGAGUGGCUUGUAGUAGACGAAUCAGAUAAACUGUUUGAAGAUGGCAAAACUGGAUUCAGAGACCAGCUGGCUUCCAUCUUCCUGGCCUGCACAUCCCACAAGGUCAGAAGAGCUAUGUUCAGUGCAACUUUUGCAUAUGAUGUUGAACAGUGGUGCAAACUCAACCUGGACAAUGUCGUCAGUGUGUCCAUUGGAGCAAGGAAUUCUGCAGUAGAAACUGUAGAACAAGAGCUUCUCUUUGUCGGAUCUGAGACUGGAAAACUUCUGGCCAUGAGAGAACUUGUUAAAAAGGGUUUCAAUCCACCUGUUCUUGUUUUUGUUCAGUCCAUUGAAAGGGCUAAAGAGCUUUUUCAUGAGCUCAUAUAUGAAGGUAUUAAUGUGGAUGUUAUUCAUGCAGAGAGAACACAGCAACAGAGAGAUAACACUGUCUACAGUUUCAGAGCAGGAAAAAUCUGGGUUCUGAUUUGUACAGCCUUGCUCGCAAGAGGGAUUGAUUUUAAAGGUGUGAACCUGGUGAUCAACUAUGACUUUCCAACCAGCUCAGUGGAAUAUAUCCACAGGAUAGGUCGAACUGGAAGAGCAGGGAAUAAGGGAAAAGCAAUUACAUUUUUCACUGAAGAUGAUAAACCAUUAUUAAGAAGCGUUGCCAAUGUUAUACAGCAGGCCGGGUGUCCUGUACCAGAAUACAUAAAAGGUUUUCAGAAACUACUAAGCAAACAAAAGAAAAAGAUGGUUAAGAAACCAUUGGAAAGGGAGAGCAUUAGUACAACUCCAAAAUAUUUCUUAGAAAAAGCUAAGGAUAAACGGAAAAAGGUCACUCGUCAGAACAGCAAGAAGAAAGUAGCUCUUGAAGACAAAAAUUAAAAAACAGACUUUAAAAACAGUGUCCCAGAAAUGCAAUUUUAUGAUCCCAGCAUGAAUGUUGUUCUCAUGGAAUACUUGAAGUCUUACAGUCACCUGUACCAAACAUUUGAAGUCAGCUACAAGCACACGGACUGGUGAAAAAUGAUCCUAAACUUUCAAGUCAAUUUCAAUUUGUAGGUGCCUUGUUUUUUUUUCUUGAGAGAUGGGAUCUCCCUAUGUUGCCCUGGUUGGUCUUGAACUCCUGACCUCAUGCAAUCAUCAUGCCUCAGCCUCCUGAGUAGCUGAGAUUAUAGGCACAAGCCGCUGCACCUGUUGAUGACUUUUAAAUGAUUAUACAAUGGAAAUAACAUUCACUGACAUUUCUAUGGUUUGAAUCCAGAGAGUUACUUCUUAUAGAAGAACAAAAGUUUAUGCUAAAAAAUAUCACCCAAAUGUGGGGAACUCUUAAGGACUUUUCCCUUCCAAUGUGAAGGAAGGUGUGAUGAAUGUUAUGGAGAGGCAUCUGGAACAGAAAUUCUAAAUAAAGCCUUCACAUUAAAUAC